Messenger RNA from Alternaria atra, 1599 nucleotides. RefSeq lists its product as uncharacterized. The record is from RefSeq and is a predicted model, not a curated record. Gene Ontology annotation, molecular function: oxidoreductase activity, acting on paired donors, with incorporation or reduction of molecular oxygen; monooxygenase activity; iron ion binding. The transcript has 4 exons. Bases 1 to 1599 code for a protein of 532 amino acids. Lineage: Eukaryota; Fungi; Ascomycota; Dothideomycetes; Pleosporales; Pleosporaceae.
AUGCUCGGUCUGUCGUUCUCCGCCCUGGGUAUCCUUGUCCCAGUUCUCCUCAUCGUUCAAGUGCUUGUCAGCUAUGUUCGCAACCCAUUGCGCAAGGUCCCAGCUGCCCACCCACUGGCUUAUUUCUCUUCAUUUUGGAUGCAUUCAAUCCGCUGGCGGGGUAUCGAGAAUGCGACACUCAAAGCAGCUCACGACCGCUUGGGCCCGAUUGUGUGUCUCGGGCCCAACGAGAUCAGCGUGAACUGCGUCAAAGGCGGGAUACGAGACAUCUAUGCCGGAGGUUUCGAGAAAAGCAGUGCCAAGGAUGGAUACAAUUGGUAUGGUUUCUUUUCGAACUAUGGAGGAAUCGACAAUAUGUUCUCUACAGGACGUAACAAGCCGCAUUCGCAGAGAAAGCGGAUGCUGAGUAAUAUCUAUAGCAAGUCAUACGUUACUGCAAGCGACGCGCUAUUGAAUCAGGUAUCUACUAUCCUCUACAGACGCUUUUUGCCGUAUCUGGAGUCGACGUUUGUGGAGUCCGAAAAGGGCGUUCUGAACAUCUACGCACUGCUCAGCGCAACGACUAUGGAUGUUGUGACGUGUUUCAUUUUUGGCCUCAAGGCAGGCUCGAACCUUAUCGAUGACCGGAAGCAGCUUGCGUGGUUCCUGAACUUGUACAAUUCGCGCCGAUCCUACAACUUUUGGCCGCAGGAGUUCCCGCGAUUCACUAGCUUUGUGGAGAAAUGGAUUGGUUACCGAUUGUCACCCAAAUGGGUCGACGAAGCAAACGGUGAGAUUGAGAAGUGGACGGCGAGAAUGUGCGAUGAUGCCUGUGCUAUCUCAAUCGCGGGCGAUGCACAGAUCGAGGAUCGGCCUGUGGUGUAUCAACAGCUCCAAAACAGCAUGGCAAAAGCGACGAAGGGAGAUGAAGAUAAUAAUCUACAGACUCAGAUUGCGAGCGAGGUGUUGGACCAUCUUGCGGCAGGUUUCGAUACGUCUGGGAUAACUUUGGCCUAUGUCGUCCAUGAGCUCUCGCAACAUCCGAAGGUUCAGGCCCGCCUUCGGGCUGAGCUACUCAGUCUGUCGCCACAGCUUGUACCUUCAUCUGCAUCGAAGUUGCCAGAUCCAAAGGCUAUGGAAAACCUACCCUUCCUACAUUCAGUCAUCUGGGAGACCCUGCGUCUUCACUCAGCCAUUCCGGGUCCACAACCACGCUUUGCGCCACGGCAAGGCUGUCGACUUGGUCCUGAGAAGGCGUCGUACUAUAUUCCUAAUGGAGUAAGGGUGAGCGCAAGCGCGGGUCUGUUGCACCUGAAUGAGGAGGUGUUUGAGCGCGCAAACGAGUGGAGGCCGGAGCGGUGGCUGGACUUGGACAAGCUAGACGAGGAGAAGCGGAAGGACAUGGAGAGCCGAUGGUUUUGGGCCUUUGGAAGUGGCGGACGCAUGUGCGUUGGAAGUCACUUGGCGAUAUAUCAGAUGAAGUACAUCAUUGCGGCGCUGUACUCGAAUUACCGCACCACGAUCGUUGAUGACGCAGGAAUCGAGCAGAUGGAUUCGUACACUGCGCCACCCAAGAGCGACAAGUUCAUGAUUAGACUUGAGAAGGUGGUGUAUGAAUGA